AUGCCCCGUCGUGGUAUACGGGUGGACCCCGGUUUCCGGGAUGCCGGUUUCCGGGACCCCGGUUUCCGGGAUGCCGGUUUACGGGAUGCCGGUUUACGGGAUGCCGGUUUACGGGACGUAGGCCGCACGGACACGGAUCUCGAGACGGGCAGUGGCGACGGGAUGGAGAGAAGUUGUGGAGCAGCGACCGCGGUGGGAGUGCCCAGCGGUGAUGUGAGGCUUGGAACUCAUGAGCUGUGGACCCGGGCCGCGAAAAUUGGUCACUACGAUGGCGUGCCGCAGCGAUACAAAGAUAUUGACAUCUCGGUGGUCAGCGAAGCAGGUUCGGACUACGACCCGGGUUUGGAGUACGACCCGGGUUUGGAGUACGACGCGGGUUCAGAGCACUUGCCGUUGGACGCAGUCCCCCUUCAGGACACGUGGUCGUCUCGCAAGCACCUGCGGGCGGGGCAAGAAGACUUGCGAGCACAAGAGGCAAAGCGCAAGAGGUUGCGGCGGACGGGCCGCAUUUGGUACCGAGGAGUGCACGUGGCCAGCGUGGAUGUGGCCCCGGGUGUGUGGAGGAGAGCGGAGAGGGUGAAUGCGCCGGAGCCAGUUCACUACCUCAUCGGUUACCGAGACCAGUGUUUCAGCGUGAGGCAUGAGAUAGCCUCGGCUGUCUUCCGAACUGAAGAGGAGGGUAGGGGCCGAAGCCAGGGCCGGUACUUUACUUACCAACCGCGUUCUCAGACGUCCGCGUGGCUAUACGAGAAGCUGCUCGCCUCUCAAAAAAUACAAAAGGCACUUACCGACUCGACAUCGCUUUACUCCUUGGCCAAUGAUAUACUCCAUGACUCCGAUAUCAUUCGCGCCUUUGAGCUCCAACGAGAAUAUGACGAAGCACCUGACCAACUACGGGAUCGGCAGUCAGCGAUAGAACUGGAAGCGGCGUUAGAGCUGGAACGAGACCCUUUAACGAAGGCGAAUACCGACGGGACGAUCAUAAGGUGUGUCGGGGUUAGACCCGGCGACGAAGAAAAGGCGAAGGGUAAAGGCGUCAUACGGCUUCUGCCCCGCGACCGGUCCGUGAAGGUGAGAUUGAUGAGGAUACUGGCAGUGCUCCAGCGGCAAAGGACUUUGGAAAAGCGCUGCGGCCAGGAGACAUGUACCACGGACGAUUUUCUGCUGCUCGGACAACACUACAUGCUCUCCAUGCCGGUCAUAGAUCCUGACCGCGGAGAUGCGGAAAGAAUCAUUGAAAGGCAACUUGGCGCCCUCCAGAUUGCUACUCAACGGAAAGCCGGGAACGGGUUAGAUUCCGGAGUACAAGAAAAUUCCGGAGUACAAGAGAAUUCCGGAGUACAAGAGAAUUCCGGAGUACAAGAGGGCUUUUUGCUCGCUUUGAAGUUCGUACUGGAAAAUCUGCAGACUCUUACGUCUUCUCUAGAGGACUUCAUUUUCGAGGUCAACCGAUUUUUAGGUCGCACCGAACGGUGGCUGUCUCAAUGGAACGAUAUACUAGGUCACGUUCUGACACUGAGUAAUAGAAUGAUCGGUCCAGCCGAGGUGAAAAUCAUUCCGUUUAAUCGGAUAAUAGACGAGACUAUUUACAAACGUUUAAUCUUGUUUAAGAAGCUUGUUAGCCGCGUUCCUCUGGAACAGGUGGUCGAGGUGGAGAGCGGAGUAGCUCGAGUGCUCGUCUCGCUAUUUGACUUAAUGUCACGUCGUAGCACUGCCAUGACGAGCUUAUCCGUUUGGAGCGCGAUUUUACGAUUUCACGAAAUAUACUGGACGGAGCACCGCAUCGAGACGGAAGUGACCCGUCUUAUGAAGCCGUAUCAUUUGCAAUUGAGUAAAUUGAUGCAGGCUAACAAGAAGAACUCCGGUGUAAAGUCUGGAUGUAUCGGGCCUGAAUUUAUUGGACUGAACGACGACGACGAAUUAUUCGGAUACGACUUUAUUGAUGAACAAACCAUGAGUAACUGCGUGAAUACGCUCAUGCCGUGGUUGGCAACGGUAUGCAGGUGUUUGAUUCCUUGUCGGAAAGAUGUGCUAGUGGAUGCGAUUCUGACUUAUUGUCACGCUUUUCGCAAGCAUCACUUCACCUCUGAUAUUCUCUUCCAAAUGGUGGUGACAGGAUUCGCUGUAGAAACGAACAUCCUCUCGCUCGUGUCGCCGUUCUUGCCACAUCUACCGGCUGUCUUGUACUCCAGCUAUGCCUUGCACUACCGGCCUACAAGAUGCUCAGCUGAGAGUCGCUCAGCACGCUACUUCGCAAGCCGUAAUGCACAAGGCUUGGAACCAGAACGGCAAUCGAUUUGGGACUUCUUGGUGGCGGACCAGGAGCUGAAAGAUGCAGUUAUGCGAGGCUUAGAUCAAAACGGCUUCAUGCAACAGCUGGAACACCUCUCAGCGCUGGACAGCCAGCUCUCAGCCCCGGACAGCCAGCUCUCAACCAUCGACGGCGUGAAGCGACAGAUCGAAAAGCCGCCUGUAACUGCGGGCCCGCCGGAUGCCGCCAAUGAUCAACUACCAGGCCGACAGACCCGGCGACAACCAAUGAUAAGGUAUGCCUUCCUCGCUAUGUAUUACACCUCCUCUUGCUACCUGCUUUCCAGCACCGCGGAUUCGGAAAGUAGAGGCGGAAUAGCAGCUGGAGUCCGUUCAAUGACUGUGUCCAAGGUUCAAUACUCUAACCAUGCUGAAUACUCAAGUCGUGAGGAGGAACUAAAAAUCAUUUUCAAGUCUGAUGACCUCCAGUCGACUCUGGUUUAUGUGAUACAAGCUCUUCAACAAAUGGAACUUGAUAUAAAAAAUUCGUCUGUCUCUUCGACGUUGUUGGAUACUGCCAAUACGGGCAAUCAAAAUUUGAACACUCAGAAUACAAGGUAUCAAAGCCAAAGGGAAAUGUACGUUGUUCUUGCCAUGGUUCUAGCACAUGGUACCAAGUGCUUGCCAAGACUUUUACCUAUGCUGACGAUUGACAAAUCGUCCCCUAGAGUCAGGGAGCUUAGCCAGCUGCUACAAGAUAGCUCAGGCUCGCGACAAAAUCAUAAGGACGAACUACCCAGCUUCACCUUCUGGAACCUAUUGCUGCUUUCCACUUUUGAUCCAUUGACAAUACUGGACCAGAAUCUUCAAGCGUUCGGACAACACAACGUUGUGUUUAAUAUGGCUUUGAUACGCGACACCAUUCGAUUGUGUCUACGAAAGCUCCAGUCAGAAGAGAGCCCGAACGAUGACAAGGAUUCCCGGCCGGUUGAUUCCUUGCUGGUCUCUUUUCAGGAAACGGUGUGCGACGAACGGCGAGCUUCGAUGUUUAUGCUAAUCUCAUCACUACUGGCGACCAUACGAAAAAGAUGGGGUGAGAGGCCCGAGGUUCUUCUGUGGGCUCAGCUUGGACGGGAAAGACGCUUGGAGCAGUGGGGGAGUAUCGAUGAUGAGUUAGAAGCCUUGUGCGUCCUAAUUCACGGAGCGGUUAAGCUAACCUCGCUCAAAAAACAGUGCGCUCUCGCCCUGCACACACGUGCGCGUUGCGCGCCAUACGACAAUCGUCUCCUGGAAAUUUUGUUGAAUCACGCUAGAGUUCAUUCUGAUGAUGCUUUGCUUGCAUCGAUCAAUGAAUUGAAAGCCAAUUGGCGAUAG
This is a messenger RNA of Gregarina niphandrodes, 3624 nucleotides long. RefSeq lists its product as hypothetical. The record is from RefSeq and is a predicted model, not a curated record. Bases 1 to 3624 code for a protein of 1207 amino acids. Lineage: Eukaryota; Apicomplexa; Conoidasida; Eugregarinorida; Gregarinidae. The transcript has a single exon.